UGAAAAAUAAAAGUGCCAAAGUUUAAGAGAAUGUGGUGUAAAACGCGACGGUGCAUCCUAUAAUUGAAACUGUAAACACUCCCAUAAUUUCAUCUCGUGCACCUCAACUAUCCACGCCAUUCUCUCUCUCGCUCUACAAAAUCCGUUAUAUACUCACUUUCUUUCUCCAACUGUAAAACUUGAAGAUAUUUAUAUGGAAUGUUGCCGAUAAACCCUACCUCAAUUGCUCCCCUUUCCAACCCUCCGAUUCUCUCAUUCCCGCAAUUUCUCUCCCCAUCCUUCGUUACCUUCCGCUGCCGAGCCGCCGCCGACAACGGUCUCCCGCGCUCCUGGUUCAAUUCCGCCGCAGCUUCCGACGCCUCCGCAGUCGGAAUUGGCAAUACUUUACCGGAUAACGUAGGCUCUGGCGCUGCUACUGGGAGCAGUAAUAGUAAGAACACCAAGGUUAAUGCGAAAGAGAGAUGGGCGCGAGAUCGGGAGAGCUAUAUGACCGACGCCGACGACGCGCUGCCGCUUCCCAUGACUCAUCCCAAUUCCUCCCCCGUGUCGCCGGAGGAAAUCGAUAAGAGGCUCAGCUGCGAUCCUGUGAUUGAGGAUUGCAAGCCAAUGGUAUACGAAUGGACUGGAAAGUGUCGUAGUUGCCAAGGAUCUGGUUUAGUCAGCUAUUAUAACAAGAGAGGAAAAGAAACCAUCUGUAAAUGCAUACCUUGUCUUGGGAUCGGUACUAUUUCCUUUUUUCCUCUUUCACUCUUUCUUUUUGUUUCUCAAUCCCCUGCCCCCCACCCUCCUUCAAGUUGGCUAUUUUUUGUUCUUCUACUUGGGAUGGGAUUUUCGUGAUUUCAUACCAAACUUGGAUUACGAGCUCAUACAAAUACGAAAUCCAAAUAAAGCUAAGAAUCCCAGCAAAUUCCUAAUUGAGAUUGAGGUAGCAUAGAAUCAUUUUUAGAAGAAAUGUGAAGCACUAGGUUGCUGUCUAUUCUACAGUGACAGAAAUUGGUUGGGAUUUAACUUACUGCCUAGGAGAAUUCUGCUUUACGCACUUUUGUACUCCAUUUAUAAAAGCACAAUAUAGGUUUGACAAAUGCCAAAAGGCUCUUUUGGAAUGAAAAAUAAACAACAGGCUUGUUUUGAACACAAGGUCUUGAUUGUAUUAGCUACGUGUAAUUCUGAAACAAGUGAGGUGAGGAAUACUUCAAGGUAAAACUAAUGAAAGUGCACAGUAUUGUAAUUCAACUUAGGUUACUCCUCUAUGCCAUGAUGGCCAUAUCCUAUAUCAUAUUCAUUCUGUGGACAAUUGUUUCAUAGAGCACGUGUCACAUCACUUCUGGAUUAGGAAGUCAUAUCAUGCUUUGCUCUUAUUCUUUUGUUGAGAUCUUUUUACCAGUAGCACUUGAUUUCAAAUUAUACAGACAUUCCUUACAUUUUCCAUUGGCAUUUUUCAUGCAUGCUAUUAUCACCUUAGAGAUUCUUAAGAGUUAAAACUGCUUUCACAAAAUAGAACAUAGAUGUGACAGACAGACCACAAUGCAGAGACACUACAUUACUUUAUUAAUAAUAUUACACUUUUGAUGUAGAUAUUUGCUUUAGAUGCUAUCUAAUGCAGAUCUUCUGUUAGCAUGAGGAAAUUGUUGAGUGUAAUUGUGCACCGGCUUUUCAAUCAACUCUUCAGUCUCUCUUUUAACUCAUUUAAAGGAUCAGAAACAUGAUCUUUUUCUUUCAUCAUAGCAGGAUUUGUACAGAAGAUAACAGCGCGGGAUGAUAUUGAGGUGAUGGAGGACUUGGAUAAUGGAAAGCCAUCUUGAUCGAUAUGCACCGCAUAUAUCACUUUUUUCCUAACCCCCGAGUUCCUUUCCACAUUCUUAAAGAUGCAACAUUGUUGCAGUUUUUCAAUAUUAUUGGUCGUUAUAUUCUACCUAUUUUUUUAACAACUUUUGAAAAGUCAAGAGAAUCUGUAUUGUAUUUACUAUUAAGAAGGAUAAACUUGCAAGAAAAGGAAUGUUGUGGAAGAUGGAAUCAAGUAAACACAUAUAGCAGCCACAGAAUAAGAAUCUCUUUUCAUCUUUUUACAGUUUCCCACUUUCUGUGUCCUUUCUUGUACCUAAGAAUCUUGAUUAUGUGAUUUCUAAGUAGUCCAUGAAUAAAGUUAUUCUGCGUUAUCAUUCAA
Molecule: messenger RNA, 2164 nt
Organism: Salvia miltiorrhiza (redroot sage)
Lineage: Eukaryota; Viridiplantae; Streptophyta; Magnoliopsida; Lamiales; Lamiaceae
Product: protein disulfide-isomerase SCO2
Exons: 2
Coding region: 199-837 (212 amino acids)
Source: RefSeq, a predicted model, not a curated record